Messenger RNA from Eriocheir sinensis (Chinese mitten crab), 1857 nucleotides. It is a transcript of the gene Gip, whose product is annotated as putative hydroxypyruvate isomerase. NCBI's taxonomy places the organism in Eukaryota, Metazoa, Arthropoda, Malacostraca, Decapoda, Varunidae. The record is from RefSeq and is a predicted model, not a curated record. Gene Ontology annotation, biological process: glyoxylate metabolic process. Bases 176 to 1111 code for a protein of 311 amino acids. Gene Ontology annotation, molecular function: hydroxypyruvate isomerase activity. The transcript has 9 exons.
AAGUAUUCCCCAGGCCGACAGAAAGAGUAGUAGUAGCAGUAGUUGUUAUUGUGCCGUUGUAAAGGCAAGACCCCCGCAACAUUCACUUGAUCGGAUCAGCUGAGAAGAGACAGGUGCGUUGCAGAUAAGGUGAUACACAGGUGAUGUGUAUGUGUGUGCAUUUUUAUGUGUGGCAAUGAGGGUAGCCCACUGUGCCACCAUCACCACCCUUCACCAUUAUAUACAUCGCUGGUUUCCUUCCUCAAGAUUGCUCCCACAUCACCACCACUACCGUGACAUCACCACCACCACCACCACCAGCACCAUGGCAUCAACAACCAUUAAGGUGUGCGCCAACCUGACCACCAUGUUCCCUGAGCGUGGUCCGCUGGCCAGCCGCUAUGCUGCUGCCAAGAGGGCCGGCUUUAAGGCUGUGGAAACGUCGCUGCCAUACAGGGAGUCUGCCGAAAUUCUGGCCAAGGAGUUGCAGGAAAACCAACUCACACAGGUCCUCAUCAACUCUGAUCCAGGUCACAUUGAAGGCGGGGAGAUGGGGUUUGCCUGCAUCCCCGGCCAGGAGGCAAUAUUCAAGGACAGCCUUGACAAGACGCUCACCUACGCCAAAGCUCUCAACUGUGGCAUGGUUCACAUCAUGGUGGGCCUCCAGGACAAGAAACACACAGAAGAGGAGCACAUGCAGACCCUGCAGAAGAACCUGCAGUACGCCGCCGACCUCUUCCGCAAGGAGAACAUCGUGGGAGUGGUGGAGCCCAAGAACAACAUCACCUUCCCUGGAUACUUCCUCAACGACUUUGACAAAGCGGUGAGCCUGCUCUUCAAGAUUAACUCCCCCCAUCUUCGGCUCCUCCUGGACUUCUUCCACCUGCAGCACAUUUGUGGGAACAUCACACAGAACAUUGACCGCCUCCUCCCCUACACUGCCCAUGUGCAAGUGUCUCAGCCCCCCCAACGCUCUGAGCCUGACACACCUGGGGAGCUGGACUUUGUGUACAUCAUCAAUAAACUCAAGUCUGCAGGUUACACGGGGUACAUCGGUGCUGAGUAUUUCCCCUCCACUAAGAAGACUGAAGACUCACUUGGCUGGAUCAAGAAGUGUGGUCUCACCUUCUAGGUGGGAUGCCAAGAAGACGGAGGAGGUAUGAGGAAGGAAGAAUGAGCCAAGUGCCUUGAAGAGGUUGAAUAAGAAGUGAAUGGAAGACUGGACUCCAGAGGAAGAGAAGAGAAGGAAUUGUUUAUAAGGACAUUUUUUAUUUUGUCAUUACUAAUGGGUAAUUUAGUUUUCUUUGUUUGUUCUAGUCUGUUAUGGGGUGCUGUUUUGUAUGAGCCGUUGUUAUUCUUUCAUAACCUCCUGGAAUAUUAGUUUUGAUGGGCGGAAUAGUAACAAGAUUGGCAUUUGUUUGAUCAUGAUUUGUUUACUACUACCACCACUAUCUGUACUGCUACCACUAACAUUUGACUACUAACAUUACCACCAUUAUUUCUAGUACUAAAACUAUCACUGCUAUUCUACUACUAACAUGAACACUGACAUUUGCACUGCUACUGUUUAUCUUGCUGUUUAUCUUUUCCCUUUUAGUUCCACAAUCUCUUCCUUCCUCUCCUAAACUUCACAUUCCUUCAUAUGCUGUUGUUUCCUCCCUUCCCCACCGCACAUUAAUUUCCUCCUGUCAUCCUACAUUUCCUUCCUCCUUAUUUCUUUCUUUUUAUAGAGUAGAGUGACACUGGCAGAUUACAGAAGGGUUGUCUUUGUUAUUAUUAUCGUUGCUGUCUUCCCUGCACAGAUUUAUGGGAUUGUGGUAAGGAAUGCAUGCUGGGAAGAAGAAAAAAGAAGUUACUAAUAUAUGGUUUAUUUUGUUA